Messenger RNA from Notothenia coriiceps (black rockcod), 5428 nucleotides. It is a transcript of the gene map3k12, whose product is annotated as mitogen-activated protein kinase kinase kinase 12. The transcript has 16 exons. Gene Ontology annotation, biological process: JNK cascade; protein autophosphorylation. Gene Ontology annotation, cellular component: cytoplasm. Lineage: Eukaryota; Metazoa; Chordata; Actinopteri; Perciformes; Nototheniidae. Bases 296 to 2995 code for a protein of 899 amino acids. The record is from RefSeq and is a predicted model, not a curated record. Gene Ontology annotation, molecular function: ATP binding; MAP kinase kinase kinase activity.
CAGCUCCCUCCCCCAAAAAACCCAGCGCGCCUCACGUUGCAUGGGUCCUCGGUUAUUGAUAACACAAUUUGCCCGGUGGGAUCCAUCCCGGUUGUGUGAAACGCGUGGAUACAGGGACUGGAGAUACAACAGCCAGCGCGCACCGAGGGAAAAACAACAAUCUACUCAUUAACACCGACAAAUAUAAAGCCGAGCCCACCCCCUUCACUUGACAACGCGACAUCGAGCAGGCAGAAAGGCAAACAUCUCAUCUUUCCAUCCUCCACCCUAACCUGCCGUGUUGGGGAUACCCCUAAUGAGUGGGACCUGUAUCCAUGAGCCCCGCGCCCCUUCCCCCUCCCUGUCAGGCUUCAGCACCCCCAUCUCAGAGCCCUCCUAUCGAAGAAUCGAUGGAGACACCCCUGCCUGCACCCCUGAAACGGACCUGACGCCCACACAGUGUGUCAUCCGCAACCUGCUGUCCAUCGACACCGGUGGACCGGGGGCUCCGGGCGGCAGCAGCCCCACCCCCAGUGAUGGACCCUCAGCCUACUUUGACAACAGUGUGCUAAAACUACAUGAACAUGAGGCCUGCCAGUGUGGCGGGGGGGCGGAGGCGGGCCACAGUCCAGAGGCUGGGGCUGUUCGGAGCCAGUCGGAUAACAUUCGGCUGCAAUCAGGAAGCGGAGGUUUUUUGGAGGGGCUGUUUGGAUGCCUUAAGCCGGUCUGGACCAUGAUUGGAAAGGCCUACUCCACUGAACACAAACACAGCCAUGAAGGUCUGAGUUUAGAGUCCUGGGAAGUUCCCUUUGAGGAGAUCUCCGACCUGCAGUGGGUGGGCAGCGGGGCGCAGGGGGCCGUCUUCCUCGGCAAGUUCCACGGAGACGACGUGGCUGUAAAGAAAGUGCGAGACAUCAAAGAGACCGAGAUCAAACACCUCCGCAAACUCAAGCACCCCAACAUCAUCACUUUCAAGGGCGUGUGCACCCAGGCUCCUUGUUACUGUAUCUUGAUGGAGUACUGUGCCCAAGGCCAGCUGUACGAGGUGCUGAGGGCGGGCCGGAACAUCGCCCCCUCCCUCAUGGUGGACUGGUCCAUGGGCAUAGCAGGUGGCAUGAACUACCUGCACCUCCACAAAAUCAUCCAUCGAGACCUCAAGUCCCCCAACAUGCUGAUCACACACGAUGACCUGGUGAAGAUCUCUGACUUCGGCACCUCGAGGGAGCUCAGGGACAAAAGCACCAAGAUGUCGUUCGCCGGCACCGUAGCUUGGAUGGCGCCUGAAGUCAUUCGGAAUGAGCCGGUGUCGGAGAAGGUGGACAUCUGGUCCUUUGGAGUGGUGCUGUGGGAGAUGCUGACUGGAGAGGUUCCUUACAGAGACGUGGACUCAUCUGCCAUCAUCUGGGGAGUGGGGAACAACAGCCUGCAGCUGCCCAUACCUGAGAGCUGCCCCGACGGCUUCAAGAUCCUCCUCAAACAGUGCUGGAACUGUAAGCCCAGGAACAGGCCCUCUUUCCGUCAGAUCCUUCUUCAUCUUGAUAUAGCGUCAGCGGAUGUGCUGUCCACUCCACAAGAGACGUACUUCAAGUCUCAGGCUGAAUGGCGGGAGGAGGUGAAACAGCACUUCGAGAAGAUUAAAUCUGAGGGUACUUGUAUCCACCGACUCGAUGAGGAACUGAUCAACCGACGCAGAGAGGAGCUCAGGCAUGCUUUGGACAUUCGUGAGCACUAUGAGAGAAAACUGGAGAGGGCUAACAACCUUUACAUGGAGCUGAGCGCCGUCAUGCUGCAGCUGGAGCUGAAAGAGAAGGAGUUGCAGAAGAGAGAGCAGUCUUUGGAUAAAAAGUACCCAGGUUUGUUCAAGCAUCACAGCUCCAGGCAGAGCAGCUCCUCCAACACCAUGGACAAACUCAUCAAGAAACGAAACGUCCCGCAGAAACUGCCCUCGGGAAAGAGGCCAGACAUUCUCAAGUCUGAGGUAAUCCUUCCCAAAAUGGACUCCUCUGUGAUGCAAGUCACCAUCCCGGCGUGCACCAACAGAAGCUCCACUUCUCCCAGCCGCUCUCGGAGGGUAAAGACCCGCCAUCGCAAGCCGGGGAAGGGCAGCAGCGGGGACCUGGCUGGGCCGGCAGCACCAACAGCUCCAAGCAGCUGCUGGAGCCGUCUGCAGCGCAGCAGAGGCAGCUCUCCUCCUCCAGCCCCGACCUCAUCUGCACCACGGGGAUCCGUGGCAGGGGCCGCCGGUCUGGAUGAUCUCACAGAAACGCCUCCACGCAGCGACACGCCGAGCGAGGACGCAGCGUCGUUCCCCUUCUCCAGCAGCCCAGACUCUCCGUGUGGGAGGGGGGCGGGAGCAGCGAGGGGGUCUCUGGGAUCUCCACGUCAUGAUGGGGAGGAUAAAGAGGAGGGGGCUGGGGCUGUGAGGCUACCCCGUGGAGCAUCAGGGGGGAUUGGGAGUCAGCACCUCACCCCCUCAGCCAUUCUGUACAGAGCAGCUAUCUCACGCAAACAGAGGCGUGGAGUGUCGUCCGAGGAGGAGGAGGGGGAAGUUGACAGUGAAGUUGAGUUACCACGGAGACGACGUCCGACUAGCAUCACCAAGGGCCAGUCGGUGUCCACCUUCAGCUCAGAGAACCUGUCGGUGUCGGAUGGCGAGGAGGGCCACACUACGGACCACUCGCACAGCGGCACCCCCGACGUGGUUAGCACCAACACAGACGACAGGUUGGACGAUCGCAGCGACGACCUCCUCUCUCAGGGCUCAGAGAUCCCGGCGGACAACGCUGACGGCCUGUCGGAGAGAGACGGAGCCCUGGGACCGGCCAAAGCUCCGCUGGACGCCGGGGGGAAUCCUAAUGAGAGCCGGGCCCUGUGUGAUGACUCUGACUGCGACAGCGCAGAGCUGGACCAGCCGGGCAGCGGAGAGCCCAGCCGCCCCCCCGGCGCUGGAGCGUGGGUGCAGCCCCCUCUGCCCUACCAAGGGUCUCCACAGGCACCACACACAGCACCUCCAUAGAUAGCUGGAUGCUAGCAAAGACCUCCAGCUCCUAGUGAUGCAGUACAUUACUGUUGUCAUGAGGAAUCACACCUACUUCACCACUCAGACUAUGACAAGUCGACUUAUGGUGUCUCAUAAGUUUGUUGGAUGGCAUAGGACAUUUGUCAUAACCUGACAUCCGAUAUUUUGGCAGCUUGUGACAUCCGAUAAAUGUCAUUGAAGUUCAGUAGGGUUUUUGUUUUAGGCAAAAUAGUUACAGAAGUAACCUUAGCCACUGCUCCGGUUCAGCAGAAACCCAACCACUGACGCACACGCACGCACAAGAAACCACACUCGUUGUCCUUUAAACACUCUAAUCCUCACUCUGGGAGCAUCCUCCAUGAUACUCCACACACUUAAUGCAUCAAAAACUAAUGAAUAAUAAUGUAAAUAUCCAUUACAUACCACAUGAGAAAUAUCUAACUUUAUUUUAUUUGUAAGAUAGAAAUGUAAGACUAAAUGGUAUGCAGCCCUGUGAACAAAUGCAUGACUACGUGUUUAUAAUUUAUGGUUUGAAUGUGUCCGUUUUAUAUUUUGUGAAAGUUUACACUUUUUUAAUCCUAAGUAUUACUUGAGGUUUUUUUGUUUUGUUAAUAAAUGUCAGCACUCAAGAAAAAAAAAAGGAAUGAAAAUCUCACCACGAUGUCGAUCAUGAUGCAUAAUUAGGAUUCUCAGUAGGUAAUAUAUUAUUUUUUUUAACCCUCGUACUACUGAGUUAUAAAUAUAUAAAAGACAUGGUUGAGGUUUUUUAUUAAGCUUAUCUUAGUGAUGGGAUGGAGAACAUUUGUGUCACAAAAAAAUGCACUUUUGCCAUUACCGGUGUUGCUUCACCGGUUUCUCAAAUUGUUGGCUAUUUGAUUGUGUCUCUUAGGGUGUGUUCAUGUAAUGAAAUACACUAGCAUUGGUAACCAAGGUACUAUCUAAGCAACAAACACUGGUGCUCGUGCUUCAGUAAAGGAGACCCCUCCGAUUUAGCAUUGCACUCCUGUAACAUUGUCAGCCUAACGAAGAACAGUUCAAGAAAAAAAGCGAUCAAGAGGUCAAAAUCAGUACGGCAGCACCAGAGAUAUGGUCUGCUUUAUUCCACACAUUAUUACUUCUGGCGUCUACAUUACCCACAAUGCAUCUCGGCCAAGAGCAGUUGUUUGGGGACUCCUUAAAGAAUUGGUAGAAACCUUCUCUGUCCGAGCUCUGAGUUCACGUUAGUUGAGUUUUCCGGAAAAAUGUAUAAUGUACACAUACAGUCUGAGAACAGGUUAUUUUUGGUUCAUGCGUUUCUAUAAUUGUUAUAUUUGGUCUCCCACCUAUGCACAUGGAAAUUGAGUCACUUUAAAAUCCCAUUUGGGCUUAUUUUGUUUCAAGAUACAUUUAUCUGACUACAGAUGCCCCUCUUAAAAGAUGUAUCUUGUUGGACAUGAAGCUGAUAUAUAUAUUACCGCACUAUUUAGUAGUGCAUAUUUUCCAAUACAACUUAGUGUUGUUCAAUUGUGUGCAGGAAGUAUUUAGUCAUUUAAAAAUCUGCUGGAAAGUUUAGCCGUGGCGCUAUGAAAGGAGCAAAAAGUAUAUCUUUGUAUCGGUGAUCACAAAAAAAAAAUGUCAUCCAUGUUUGACCUUACAAUUAGGCUUGAGAUCUAAAGGUUGUGUAGGUUUAAUCCUGGGGUUAAGGCAACCAUUUGAUGAAUGGAAAACGUUAGGUUACUGUUUUGCUAUCUUAUCCAGGAGGAGAAAAGCCUAUAGCAACAGAAUCAGGAUCAAAACAGUCACGGUCACACAGCCACAGUGGGAUGUAAGGAACCCUUCAGGUCAAAAAUACAAGUGUUUUGUGAGUCCCAUUGGGCCAGAGUUUUGAGUUUGUGUUUUGCAAGUAGCAGCUAAGGUCGCCCUCCCAUAGAGAUGAAGCGCUAGCUACAGAGCUCUAAUAAAGUCACCCAUUACUAACUCCACACCUCCAGAAUACUUUUCAUUUUCGAAAUGGUAGUCUUCAGAGUUGUAUAAAAGAGAAAAGGAAUUAAACAACUUUAAGUGUGUAAAAUCUGUGGAGCUCCCCUUUAAGUAAAGAACCAAAAGGACUCCUGUAGUUCAUGAUGUUCCUGUUACCCUUUAAGACGCGGAGGUAGCCAGAUAAGGAAUAGAGCACUUCUGUGGUGGUUACUAGUCGUAAGUAAGUAUCCUUUGGGUUUAAAUAGAAAUGUUUUGUUUUUAUACAGCAUUGCACAUUGUACCUGUAACAUAGGAAUUAUAUCAAAGGCAAAAAUAUGAGCAACAAUAAAUGAUGUAUUGGUUAAAAAAAAAAAAGUUGUGUGAUGUUUAUCUACAGUAGUUUGUGCUGUUGCAUCACAUGAGACAGCUGAAUGAGAAAUAAACAACAUUUUCAAUGAUUUUGAGCAUGUCCAAAAGGUUCCCGUGUCUUUU